Verticillium alfalfae VaMs.102 is the source of this 1704-nucleotide messenger RNA. RefSeq lists its product as hypothetical. Gene Ontology annotation, biological process: transmembrane transport; metal ion transport. NCBI's taxonomy places the organism in Eukaryota, Fungi, Ascomycota, Sordariomycetes, Glomerellales, Plectosphaerellaceae. Gene Ontology annotation, cellular component: membrane. The coding region runs from base 1 to 1704 and encodes 567 amino acids. The transcript has 2 exons. Gene Ontology annotation, molecular function: cobalt ion binding; magnesium ion binding; cobalt ion transmembrane transporter activity. The record is from RefSeq and is a predicted model, not a curated record.
AUGGCCGAAGACUCGACGCAAUUUCCUGUCCUCCAGAAGGUCGAGACGGCUCCCGACGAGCUGGUCUCGCCGCACACACAGCCCCUGAAACUCAAGACCACCAUCAGCCCCACCCCAGGCCUGGCACAUCGCACGAACACGGCCUCUUCCGAUCCCGAAACUCCCUUCUCCCCCGUCCGCCGACGUGCCGAUUCUCGCGCCAACACAUUUCGAGCGGUCGACGAUUACGAUGAUAUUGCCUUCGACUUCGAGUCACACCGCCCAGGCUGGCAGCCCGGCUCUGAGCCCGGCUACGACCCUUCGAAGCCGGACGGAGGACACGCCUCGGUCCCCGCCCUGCACGCCGAGUGCGAGAUCACCGUGGCCGACUUCGACGAGGGCCGUGUGGAGAGCCGAUCCUUUGGCAACGAGGACUUUAUCGAGUACCUGCAGCGGCCGCAGCCCGCCUGGAGCAAGUGUCGCUGGAUCAACAUCAACGGCCUCAGCUGGGACGUCAUCCAGGCCUGCGGUCAGCACAAGGGCCUGCACAAGCUGGCCAUUGAGGAUAUCAUGAACACCCGCAACCGUACCAAGACUGACUGCAAGGGGCUUCAUGCGGGCGAAGAGGUGGAUGAGCGGCAGCGGCCCGGAUGCCGGAGCCAUGAAGGACUCUGCAGCCAGGACAGACCCGGAGAGGGCUUCGUGCCGGCGAAGACGGCGCACAUGUCUCGCCGUGACCGUGUCAAGGCCAAGCUCGGAUUCAGCGUCGAAGACCCCGACCUGACGCCAGACGACAGCAUUCUCGUCCGUACGCUGCAGCGUUACCAUGCCUCGCCGAAUGAGGCUCGUACCGAUUACAUGGAGAAGCACUCGUCGCUGAACUCGCGUGACCUUGCCGUUAGUGCCGAGCAGGUCUCGAUCUUUCUCACCUCAGACAACACUGUCAUCUCGUUCUUCGAGGUGUCGGCUCGCGACAUCGAACGGCCGAUUGCGCUGCGUCUGUCUACCCCCGGCACGAUUCUGCGGCAGUCGUGUGACGCGUCGCUCCUCGUCCAGGCCAUCAUUGAUGCCAUUAUCGAUCUGGCUCUUCCUCUGACGGCUGUCUACCAAGAUGUCAUUGGGGAUCUCGAGCUCGACGUUCUGACGUCGCCUAGCAUCAAGCAGAGCAGACAGUUGUACAUCUGCAUUUCCGAGAUCAACAAAAUGCUCACGUUUCUGAAUCCGAUCGACAAUGUGGUCAACGUCUUGCGCGAUCACGCGACCGACCUACGUCCCGACAUUGCGGCGCGCGAGCUCCAUAACCCGGCCUCGGGCGUCAUCGUCACGCCUCUGACGCACACGUACCUCGGCGACGUCCUCGAUCACUGCGUCAUCAUCACGGAAGCCAUGGAGCAGAUCAAGCGCAGCGCCGACAACCUCAUUGACCUUAUCUUCAACACCAUCUCGGCGAACCAGAACGAGAGCAUGAAGCAGCUGACUGUCAUCACAAUCAUCUUUCUGCCGUUGACCUUCAUCACGGGCUACUUCGGCCAGAACUUUGAGCCGUUCCCACAGCUCGCCUAUGGCAUUCCUUACUUUUGGAAGAUUGCAGCGCCCGUCGUCUGCAUCACCGUGACGGUCAUGAUGCAGGGCUGGAUCCGGCAGUGGAUCACGAAGAUCUUGGCGAGGAGACAGAUCGUCGCGGCCAGAAAGCGGGGCCAGAGGAAGAGGAGAAAGCAGGCAUAG